Lutra lutra (Eurasian river otter) is the source of this 3621-nucleotide messenger RNA. It is a transcript of the gene PHKG1, whose product is annotated as phosphorylase kinase catalytic subunit gamma 1. The record is from RefSeq and is a predicted model, not a curated record. Bases 337 to 1500 code for a protein of 387 amino acids. NCBI's taxonomy places the organism in Eukaryota, Metazoa, Chordata, Mammalia, Carnivora, Mustelidae. The transcript has 11 exons. Gene Ontology annotation, biological process: glycogen biosynthetic process; protein phosphorylation. Gene Ontology annotation, molecular function: phosphorylase kinase activity; calmodulin binding; ATP binding. Gene Ontology annotation, cellular component: phosphorylase kinase complex.
UCCGUCACCAAGUAGCAAAGCCCGAAAGCCGAAGGAGGAGCAGCAAGAUAUCUUACUGUGGCCACGAGCGUCUGCGGGGGAGCCGCUUCAGCGCUCAAUUGUCCCCACUCCCCAAGGAGCUCUGAGAACUUCAGGAUUCCUGUCACAUUCACUCCAGGGCCUGCGAGGACCUAACAAUGGAUGCAGAGUGACACCACUGACUCUUGAAGCCCCCCUCAGGGUAUUUGCCUACAGAGAGCACGUUCCCUGUAUUUUCAGACUCUCUGAGCUUGGGGGAGGGAUGUUUUGUUCCAAAAAGAAUCAGAGCCCCUGAGAAUCACCCCCGAGUUGCUGAGCAUGACCCGGGACGAGGCACUGCCAGACUCGUACUCAGCCCAGGGCUUCUAUGAGAACUAUGAGCCCAAGGAGAUCCUGGGCAGAGGAGUGAGCAGUGUUGUCAGGCGUUGCAUUCACAAGCCCACGUGCCAGGAAUACGCCGUGAAGAUCAUUGACAUCACUGGUGGAGGCGGCUUCAGCCCUAAGGAGGUGCAGGAGCUACGGGAGGCCACGCUGAAGGAGGUGGACAUCCUGCACAAGGUCUCAGGGCUCCCCAGCAUCGUACAGCUGAAGGACACUUAUGAGACCAACACUUUCUUCUUCUUGGUGUUCGAUCUGAUGAAGAGAGGGGAGCUCUUCGAUUACCUCACUGAGAAGGUCACUCUGAGUGAGAAGGAAACUAGGAAGAUCAUGAGAGCCCUGCUGGAGGUUAUCCGCAACUUGCACAAACUCAACAUUGUGCAUCGGGAUCUGAAGCCUGAGAACAUCCUUUUGGAUGACGACAUGAACAUCAAGCUCACAGACUUUGGUUUUUCCUGCCAGCUGGAGCCAGGAGAGAAGCUGCGAGAGGUCUGUGGGACCCCCAGUUACCUGGCUCCUGAGAUCAUUGAAUGCUCCAUGAACGAUGACCACCCAGGCUACGGGAAGGAGGUGGACAUGUGGAGCACAGGGGUCAUCAUGUACACCCUGCUGGCGGGCUCCCCGCCCUUCUGGCACCGGAAACAGAUGCUGAUGCUGAGGAUGAUCAUGAGUGGCAACUACCAGUUUGGCUCGCCUGAAUGGGAUGAUUAUUCAGACACUGUGAAGGACUUGGUUUCCCGCUUCUUGGUGGUGGACCCCCAGGGCCGCUGUUCAGCAGAAGAGGCCUUAGCGCACCCCUUCUUCCAGCAGUAUGUGGUGGAAGAAGUGCGUCACUUCAGCCCCCGGGGCAAGUUCAAGGUGAUCGCUCUAACAGUACUGGCUUCAGUGCGGAUCUAUUACCAGUACCGCCGGGUGAAGCCUGUGACCCGGGAGAUCGUCAUCCGUGACCCCUACGCCCUCCGGCCUCUGCGCCGACUCAUCGACGCCUAUGCUUUCCGAAUGUAUGGCCACUGGGUGAAGAAGGGACAGCAGCAGAACCGGGCUGCCCUCUUCGAGAACACACCCAAGGCUGUGCUCCUUUCCCUGGCUGAGGAAGACUACUGAGCGGCUGGCAGGCGGGGUAGGUAGGGUGGGCGACAGGCAAGGAGGGAAAGCCACAGAAAUGUAAGUUGAGGAGUAAGACCACGCCCCGGCCUCUAUCCACAGGGGGCACUUGGCCCUGGCCAGGACCCCUGGCACUAGGGCCACCGUCCCCUCUCAGAGGCUCUGCACAAGGAGAGCAGGGUGCUCCCAUCACACGUUUUAAGUGUGGUCAGGGCCAGGCCCCGUGGAGGGCAACUAGCAUUUGGGUCUGAGAGCUUUCCUGCUUCUCUCCUUCCCAGCUGUACCACCAUCUCAGGUCCUUCCCUGAGGCCCAGAGUUCCUAACACUCAAAGGUACUUCCCUUAGAGUUCCAGGGGGACGGUAAAAGAGAGGACAGUCUGAAAUACACAAUCACAGAAAUUUUACUGACCCCGCAACACCCACUGACACCACGGAAGCAGGUUCCUUUCCAGGGACAUGUGUUUAGAGGCAUAUGGAAGUCCUCGUUUAAUUAAUAAUAGAAAUAGAAAAGGAAGGCUCUGGUUAUUUGUCUCUCUGGAGUGUUACUUGCUUUGUGACUCCCACAAUGUAGUUUUGUCUAGUCCAUAAUUCAGUUCUCUGAGACCUUUUUAAGACUCGCACUGUGCUUCAAGGAGCCCAGCUACCGCCUUCUACAGACCAAUAGCAGAAAUCAGGUUCUUCCAGAGGCACAUGAGACACCACAAAUGAGGCUAAUGAAGGAUGGAUUUUCCUUCCACAGCAGUUCACUGGGAAAACAAAGAAAAAUGGGGAAAUUCUGUCUUCGGAAAACAAUGCUGGAUCCCUGCAUCAGGCACUGAGAAAGGGGGAGGGAACAGAUUUAAAAAUUUCUAACGACGGGCCUUUCAGAGCAUUCUGCCCCAGAUGUUUAAGGACUGGCCCUAUAUGGUUAAUAUCUGACCUCUACGAGAAACGGCCAGCUCUCGGGCCACUAUCCCUGAGUCAGGCCCCUUCUUCAAGAGAUAGUGGUACCCCUCUUCUGAGGUCAGAGUCCUCUCCUGGCCUGAUGAGAGAUGCCUGCCACAGAGGGAUGGGGUAAGGGGAGGGAACUCAUUCUUGAGGCUGAAGCUGAAGAGCCUGGAGUUUGGCUGUGUGGAAUGUGGCCAGGGAGUGACAUGGGUACCACCGGGCUUUUCUCGGCUCUGCGUGGCUGUUCACAACUCCCCAGGCAGUCGGCCUGCACUGGAAGCACAGCGGAAGCCUAGGUUGUCUGAGGCUGAAUCUGGAGUGUUGCCCAUCCUGCCACCAAAGAAGAGGAAAGAGAAUGGACAUUCGUUGAGAAAGGGGCCUGGAGCCUUAGCCAACUUUCCUGCUCAACCUCCUAGGGCCUGCUGUGGUCCAGCGUGCCUAAGGACUGAGGGCAGGGACUAGAAAGAACGCUGGUAUGAGGGCACUCCUGGGGAAAGGGUAAGAAGGGACUUGGGAUAGGGUGGAGGGAGUGGGAGUGCAUAGCCCUGGAGUCUGCUCUGGAAGGCAAGAAAGGCAAUGACUAGUAACUUCGCCUGCUCACAGUUCGGAAUAACUCAGCCAAGAUAAACCUGUUAGUUAGAAGCAAGAAUAUCAUGUGCCAGUGAGUACUUCAUACUUUUCAAGGACUUUCACAUAUAUUCCUUCAUUUGCCGUUUCUCAACGCUUCCAGCAGGCAGGUUUGUUCACCACUUUACAGACCCAGAAUCAGAUACCAGGAAGAUUUAAAAGUCUUGGCCAAGGCCAGCCAAUGCUUCACGGGCACAAGAGAUUCAGUGGCAAACCCAGCUUCUUGGCUCCCAGGCAGUACUUUCUCUACUACUUUAUCCUAGAAAAGGAGGUAAGGGAAAGCCAGGGCCUUAAUGUACCAAAAAAACAGCUGCAAACCUGACUUCCCGAGGCCACAGAAACUGUGGUCUCUUUCUGGUCCUUAUGGAACCCAGGAAUGGGAGGAGUCAGAGGAAGAUCAUCCAAAUAACCCUACAGAUGAGCAAAGCAGAGAGAGUCCCAGCAGGGAACUCGGGAGCCUGGGACUCUACCAUUUAGGCACCAGCACUACCCAUCUGUGUGACACGAGCAGGUCCCAGCACCUCUGUGAACCUAUUUUGACUGUGAAGUAAAAUGGUUAUAGAAAAU